GGCUGGGCUGGGCUGGGCACGGCUCGGAGCGGUACAGCCGGAGCACCAUGAACCGCUUCAAGGCGUCCAAAUUCCGGCACACCGAGGCCCGGCUGCCCCGCAGGGAGGCCUGGAUCAGCGGUAUCCGAGCGGGCUCUGUCCCCUCCUGUGGGAACCACGUGAAGGCCAGCUGCCGCUGGAUCGCCUUCAACGCCGAGGCGGCCGGUGUGCUGGGCAUUGUGCCCCUGGAGUGUGAGGAUGGGGGCAAGAGGACCAUAUCUCAGCUCUGCUGCCACUCAGAUGUGGUCACAGACUUUGACUUCUCACCCUUUGAUCAGCUCCUGCUGGCCACAGGCUCUGCUGAUGAAACGGUGAAGGUGUGGCGCCUGCCCGAGAGUGGCCAGGACAUUCCCGGUGGCGCAGGGCUGACCCUGGGGCCCGGGGGGGCCCCGGUGGACGCGCUGCAGUUCCACCCCACGGCAGACGCUGUCCUGGCCAGCGGUGCGGGGAAGAGAGUCACCGUGUGGGACCUGGGCCAGCGGCAGCCCCUGACAGUCCUGGAUUCCCAUGGGGACCAGCUGCAGAGCCUGACCUGGAAGCGAGACGGGCGCCUCCUCGGCACCUCCUGCAAGGACAAGAAACUGCGGAUUUUUGACCCCCGAGCAGGCCCAGCUGCCUCCCAGAGUGUCCCAGGACACGACAACAACAAGGACUCCCGGCUGCUCUGGAUGGGCUCCAGCGAUUGCCUCAUCUCCGUGGGGUUCAGCCAGAUGCGGGAGCGGGAGGUGAAGCUGUGGGACGCGCGGAGGCUCAGCGGAGCGAUGUUCACCAUGGCACUGGACACCUCACCUGGGGUGACCAUCCCACUGUAUGACGCCGACACGGGACUGCUGGUGCUGGCAGGGAAGGGAGAAAACCUCCUCUACUGCUUUGAGGUGGCCCCCACACAGCCAGCACUCACCCAGGUGACCCAGUGCCGGACAGAGGGCAGCACGCGGGGCCUGGCGGCCGUGCCACGCCUGGCCCUGGAUGUCAUGGCCUGCGAGGUGCUCCGUGUCCUGCAGCUCACUGACACCGCCCUCGUCCCCGUCAGCUACCUGGUGCCACGCAAGUCUGUCCAGGAGUUCCACGAGGAUCUGUUCCCUGACUGCACAGGGAUGCUGCCAGCCACCGACGCCCAAGGCUGGUGGGCAGGGGACAGCCAGCAGGUGGGGAGGGUCAGCCUGCACCCUGCACGGAGACCCACAGAGACCUUCACAUCCCCCAUCAUUGCUGGCACCGGCCCCACCAACACCGGCCACACAGACACCGACACUGGCCACACAGACACCGACACUGGCCACACCGACGCAGACCAGAGCGAAGCCAGUGGCUACUCCUCACCGUCCUCACUGGCCUCACCAGGCAGCACGGCCACCUCACUCUCAGCCAGCACCGGCCCCUCCAGCGGCUUUGCCAGCAGCCCCAGCCAGAAGUCCCUGCAGAGCAUUUUGGGGCCCAGCUCCCGCUUCCGGCACGCGCAGGGCCGGGUGCUGCACCGGGACCAGCACCUCACCAACCUGCGCGGGCUCAGCCUCACCACGCCGGGCGAGUGCGACGGCUUCUGCGCCAACCAGCAGCGCGUCGCCCUGCCCCUGCUCUCUGCCGGCGGCCAGAUCGCCGUCCUCGAGCUCUCCAAGCCCGGCCGUCUUCCCGACGCGGCCGUGCCCACCAUCCAGAAUGGCGCAGCGGUGGCCGACCUCACCUGGGACCCCUUCGACCCGCGGCGCCUCGCUGUCGCGGGCGAGGACGCCAGGAUCCGGCUGUGGCGGAUCCCUGAGGGAGGGCUGCAGGAGACCCUGCAGGAGCCUGAAGCUAUUCUCCGAGGUCACACGGAAAAGAUUUACUCCAUCCGCUUCCACCCCGUGGCAUCCGAUCUCCUGGUCUCCUCCUCCUACGACAUGACCGUGCGGAUCUGGGAGCUGAGCGCCGGGCGGGAAGUCUUGUGCCUGCAGGGACACACGGAUCAGAUUUUCAGCAUGGCUUGGAGCCCGGAUGGGAAGAAGCUGGCAACGGUGAGCAAAGACGGACGGAUACGGCUCUACGAGCCACGGCACAGCUCUCAGCCUCAACAGGAGGGCCCAGGGCCCGAGGGGGGACGCGGAGCGCGCCUGGUUUGGGUUUGUGGUGGUGACUACCUCCUGGUGUCCGGCUUUGACAGCCGCAGUGAGAGGAGGAUCCUCCUGUACCGGGCACAGGCCCUGCCUGAAGGACCCUUGUCUGUCCUUGGUCUGGACGUGGCCCCUUCCACCCUCCUGCCCUUUUACGAUGAGGAUACCAGCAUCGUCUUCCUCACCGGCAAGGGUGACACCAGAGUCUUCCUCUAUGAAGUGACCCCCGAGCCCCCCUAUUUCCUCGAGUGCAACAGCUUCGCCUCCAAUGAACCCCACAAGGGCUUCGUCUUCCUGCCCAAAACGGCGUGCGAGGUGCGGGAGGUGGAGUUUGCCCGGGCGCUGCGCCUGGGGCAGAGCACCCUGGAGCCUGUGGCUUUCCACGUGCCACGCGUCAAGAAGGAGUAUUUCCAGGACGAUGUCUACCCGCCGACCCGCGUGUGGUGGGAGCCGGCCCUGGGUGCCGGUGCCUGGCUGGACGGGCAGGACGGGCAGCAGCGCCGCGCCAGCCUGCGCCCCGCAGACAUGGUGCCAGUGAGUGAGGCCCCCAAAGAGGCUCCCGCUCGGAAGUUCGUCCCUGCGUCCGUGUACCUGGAGGAGAAGACCGACGAGCAGAAGAAGGAGGAGCUCCUCAGCGCCAUGGUGGCCCGGCUGGGCAACAGGGACGACCCGCUGCCCCAGGACUCCUUCGAGGGCGUCGACGAGGACGAGUGGGCCAAGUACCUGGCACAGAUCAUUCUGGUGGGGGCCCAGGUGGUGGGACGGGCCUUCAUGCGGGCGCUGCGCCAGGAGUUUGCAGCGAGCCAGGCCGCAGCCGAUGCACGGGGACGCGCCGAGAGGCCCCAGUCUGCUGCUGCCUCCAGGAUCAUCGGCAUCAGCCUCCAGGAAGCUCAGCAGAUCCUCAACGUGUCCAGCCUCAACCCUGAGGAGAUCCAGAAGAACUACGACCACUUGUUCAAGGUGAACGACAAAUCAGUGGGAGGCUCCUUCUACCUGCAGUCCAAGGUGGUGAGAGCCAAGGAGCGGCUGGACGAGGAGCUGCGCAUCCAGGCCAAGGGCGACAAGGAGAAGGGGCGGAAAGCCGAGACGUGACUCCUGCCACCCCUGCCCCCCGUGCCCCUCACCCUUAACUUAUAGGUAGCCAAUAAACACCGUGUCCUCCAGCACGUGGCCUGGCUGCUCCACGCCCGGGGAGGGAGCGGGGACCUGCCUGCCCAGCAAUCCCUGCAGGGAUCGGCCCCUGCGAGGGGCUGCGUUUGCCCGGGGCGGGAGGAGGAGGAGGAGGCAGUUGGGGAAGAAGGGGUGUCCCCAGGGCACUGAGGCUGCCAGGGCUCAAAUGGCACUGGGGGAGGCUGCAGGAGCUAUUUUUGGUGGGGAGGUUGGAUGCUCUUGGAUGGAGCGCACGGCUACCUCUGGCUCCAUACCCUGGGAGUGCUGUGCCGUUACCUUCUCCCAGCGUGGAUGGCUGCUGGCUCGGGGUGAGGGGCUGUGAGGGGACACGCUGUGGCUGUCCCCACCUGCAGCUCACCCCGCCGAUGCUGGCAGGCUUUCACUGGUGCCGAGGCCGCCUGAGCAGGAGCGUGGGGACACGGCUGGGGGUCAGGCAGGGUCAGCUGUGCCCCCAGGGUCACACCCGUCCCCCCCCUGCACCCCUCUGUCCCCAGCGCCGUUGGCACCACGACCAAGGGCUGAAACAGGAACUUACUUCAACUUCACUUUAUUGUUUUCUUAAUAAACUUCCUCUCCCCUGGACGAA
Vidua macroura (Pin-tailed whydah) is the source of this 3885-nucleotide messenger RNA. Its product is annotated as mitochondrial import inner membrane translocase subunit TIM16-like. The record is from RefSeq and is a predicted model, not a curated record. The coding region runs from base 48 to 3221 and encodes 1057 amino acids. The transcript has 31 exons. Gene Ontology annotation, biological process: protein import into mitochondrial matrix. Gene Ontology annotation, molecular function: protein binding. Lineage: Eukaryota; Metazoa; Chordata; Aves; Passeriformes; Viduidae. Gene Ontology annotation, cellular component: TIM23 mitochondrial import inner membrane translocase complex.